Messenger RNA from Talpa occidentalis (Iberian mole), 4576 nucleotides. RefSeq names its product protocadherin 20 (gene PCDH20). The transcript has 2 exons. NCBI's taxonomy places the organism in Eukaryota, Metazoa, Chordata, Mammalia, Eulipotyphla, Talpidae. Gene Ontology annotation, cellular component: plasma membrane. The coding region runs from base 345 to 3200 and encodes 951 amino acids. The record is from RefSeq and is a predicted model, not a curated record. Gene Ontology annotation, molecular function: calcium ion binding. Gene Ontology annotation, biological process: homophilic cell-cell adhesion.
UCUAAUUCUCCCUCUGAAGCGCGCAACCUGUGGACUUGGUUUCUGAGGGAUGCGACCAGGCAAGAGGCUGGUGGGCGCGCGCUCUGGCGCCCGACCCAGUGGCGACCGGUGGCAUCUUCAGAGGCAAACCCCCACUCGGGUACCUCUGGCGGGGGUCUGGCGACUCAGGCAGGAAACCAUGACUGUACCCUUCUUGCCCCACAGCCUUUCUGUCCCCCUUUGGCUCCCUUAAUUGAUGAGCCAGUGACUAUUGGCUGAAGUUCCCCAGCGAUUUGCAUGAACAGAGAGGGAGUGUCUUCUGGCGCCCUCCCGUCAGGAGCGCGCUGACUGCAGCCUUCCUGGGAAUGCACGGCGGAGGGAAUGCGCGCAGCUCGCGGGCCCUGGCAGUGAGCUGGCGCUUGGAGACCUGGCACCCGCGGCUGGAUAUGGGGCAUCUAAGUCGUCCCAGGAGCAGCACCAACCACAGAAACCUGCCGCAUCUGCUUCUGUUUUUCCUCUUCGUGGGACCCUUCAAUUGCCUGGCGAGUUACAGCCGGGCCACGGAGCUGCUGUACAGCCUGAACGAGGGGCUGCCCGCGGGGGUGCUCAUUGGCAGCCUGGCCGAGGACCUGCGGCUGGUGCCCCGGGCCGCGGGGAGUCCGGACCAGCAGGCGCAGUCCCCGGAGCGCUCGCGCGCAGAGCGCAACCCCCCUCUCUCCUUCAGCCUGGCCUCCCGGGGACUGAGCGGCCAGUACGUAACCCUCGACAACCGCUCUGGGGAGCUGCACACUUCUGCCCAGGAGAUCGACCGGGAGGCCUUGUGUCUCGAAGGCGGUGGAGGGGCUGCCUGGGGCGGCAGCAUUUCCAUCUCCUCACCUUCUGCUGACUCUUGUCUUUUGCUUCUGGAUGUGCUAGUCCUGCCUCAGGAAUACUUUAGAUUCGUGAAGGUGAAAAUCGCUAUCCGGGACAUCAACGACAAUGCCCCACAGUUCCCUGUUUCCCAAAUCUCUGUUUGGGUCCCAGAAAAUGCACCGGUAAACACCAGGCUAGCCAUAGAGCAUCCUGCCAUGGACCCAGAUGUAGGCACCAACGGGGUGCAGACCUACCGCUUACUGGACUACCAUCGUAUGUUCACCUUGGAUGUGGAGGAGAAUGAGAACGGGGAGCGCACCCCCUAUCUAAUUGUUAUGGGCCUGCUGGACAGGGAGACCCAGGACCAGUAUGUGAGCAUCAUCAUCGCUGAGGAUGGUGGGUCUCCACCGCUGUUGGGCAGUGCCACCCUCACCAUUGGCAUAAGUGACAUUAAUGACAAUUGCCCUCUCUUCACAGACUCACAAAUCAAUGUCACUGUGUAUGGGAACGCUACAGUGGGCACACCGAUUGCCGCUGUCCAGGCUGUGGAUAAAGACUUGGGAACCAAUGCUCAGAUCACCUACUCUUAUAGCCAGAAAGUUCCCCAAGCCUCCAAGGAUUUAUUCCAUCUGGAUGAAACCACGGGAGUCAUUAAACUUUUCAGUAAGAUUGAGGGAAGUGUUCUUCAAACUCACAAGCUCACCAUCCUUGCAAACGGACCAGGCUGCAUCCCUGCUGUGAUCACCGCCCUGGUGACCAUCAUCAAAGUCAUUUUCAGACCACCUGAAAUUGUUCCUCGUUACAUAGCAAAUGAGAUAGAUGGUAUUGUGUACCUGAAAGAACUGGAGCCUGUAAACACUCCAAUUGCAUUCUUCACCAUAAGAGACCCAGAAGACAAAUACAAGGUGAACUGCUACCUGGACGGUGAAGGGCCAUUUAGGUUAUCACCCUACAAACCAUACAAUAAUGAGUAUUUGCUAGAAACUACAAAACCUAUGGACUAUGAGUUGCAGCAGUUCUAUGAGAUAGCCGUGGUGGCCUGGAACUCUGAGGGAUUUCAUGUCAAAAAAAUUAUUAAAGUGCAACUUUUAGAUGACAAUGAUAAUGCCCCUAUUUUCCCCCAACUCUUGAUAGAACUAACCAUUGAAGAAAACAACACACCCAAUGCCUUUUUGACUAAGUUACAUGCUACAGAUGCCGACAGUGGAGAGAGAGGCCAUGUUUCAUAUUUUCUGGGGCCUGAUGCGCCAUCAUAUUUUUCCUUAGAUAGUGCCACAGGAAUUCUGACAGUUUCUACUCAGCUGGACCGAGAAGAGAAAGAAAAGUACAGGUACACAGUGAAAGCCGUGGACUCUGGAAAGCCACCUAGAGAAUCAGUAGCCACAGUGAUGCUCACAGUGUUGGAUAAAAAUGACAACAGCCCUAGGUUUAUCAACAAGGACUUCAGCUUUUUUGUGCCAGAAAACUUUCCUGGAUAUGGUGAAAUUGGAAUAAUUAGCGUAACAGAUGCUGAUGCUGGACGGAAUGGGUGGGUUGCCCUCUCAGUGGUGAACCAGAGUGAUAUUUUUGUCAUAGACACAGGAAAGGGCAUGCUGAGAGCUAAAGUUUCUUUGGACCGAGAACAACAAAGUUCCUACACUUUAUGGGUCGAAGCUGUGGAUGGGGGUGAGCCUCCCCUCUCAUCUACUGCAAAAAUCACGAUUCUCCUUCUAGAUAUCAAUGACAACCCUCCUCUUGUUUUAUUUCCUCAGUCUAACAUGUCUUACCUACUGGUUUUGCCUUCUACUCUUCCCGGGUCCCCGGUGACAGAGGUCUAUGCUGUUGACAAAGACACAGGCAUGAAUGCUGUCAUAGCUUACAGCAUCAUAGGAAGAAGAGGUCCUAGGCCUGAAUCCUUUAGGAUUGAUCCUAAGACUGGCAACAUUACUUUGGAAGAGGCAUUGCUACAAACAGAUUACGGACUCCAUCGUUUAUUGGUGAAAGUGAGUGAUCAUGGUUACCCCGAACCUCUCCAUUCCACCGUCAUGGUAAACCUAUUUGUUAAUGACACUGUCAGUAAUGAGAGCUACAUUGAGAGCCUUUUGAGAAAGGAGCCAGAAAUUAACAUAGAGGAGAAAGAACCACAGAUCUCAAUAGAACCGACUCAUAGGAAGGUCGAGUCUGUCUCCUGUAUGCCCACCUUAGUGGCGCUUUCUGUAAUAAGCUUGGGUUCUAUCACACUCGUCACAGGGAUGGGUAUAUACAUCUGUUUGAGAAAAGGGAAAAAGCAUCACAGGGAAGAGGAAAAUUUUGAAGUACAAAUGCCAUUAAAAGGAAAAAUUGACUUGCAUAUGAGAGAGAGGAAACCAAUGGAUAUUUCCAAUAUUUGAUAAUUCAUUGGGAUGUUUUAACGGACUUUGUGUAGUCUGUACCACUUAAACAAGAGUGUGUGGAUGGCAGGUCCAGUGAAGGACGACUAAUUUAUAAGUUGUACUAUAUUGUAAAUAACUGUUUACAGGUUUUUAAAUUCAAAAUCAGAGGUUAUAACAUGUGUACAGCAUUUUUUAAUGAAAAUUGGUACUAACAGCUAUAGAACUGUUAUUAAAAAAAAAAGCUUGGACAUGAUUUGCAGCUUUCAUAAACCAAGCAGGUGAUUGAUAAAACCUGGGAACAAAGGUAAGAAAAUGUAUAUUGCAUUUUUUUGUCUAAAAAGUCCUUUAACCACAAGAGGGCAUCAGUUGAUCCUUUGCAAAGAACUGUUUUGAGCUAUUGUACAUGAUAGUUGUUGUACAUGAAAUUAAUGAGAGUAUAUUUUAAAUAUAUUGUUUUUAACAUUUAACAAAUAUGAAAUUAAAAUAAAUUGAAUUUCCCCCUUAAAUGUAUAAUAAAAAGAAAUGCAUUUAUAAAUAGAAUGAUUAUUACCUCACAAGUACAUUCUGUAUAGUUUGAAAGAGAAGGCAUUACAAAGAAAGUGCAAUUCCUUUUUAGCUAGGAUAAAAACAUCAAACUGUAUUAAAGAUUUAACUUGCUGAAGAGUAUUUCACUUUCUGUGUACUCAAAUCAUUUUCUGUUUGUUUUACCACUGCACUGGCUAUUAUAACAGGGAGAUACAUAUAUAUAUAUUCAUAUGUAUAUGUAUAUGAAUAUAUAUAUAUUCUGUACAGAAAAUGUAUCUAGAAACUUUGUCCAAGAAAAACAGUCACAAGCAAAGAAAUGUUUCACUCCUUAGUUGCUUCUUAGGUGUUCAUGACAUUUUUGUGCUUUCACAAGUUGUCAAUAGUGCUUUAUGCUUGGGUUAUAUAUUAGCUUUUUAAAUCCUUAAAUUCAGUCAUCACAUAGAAAACAGAAAUUACAUUAAGAUGAAAUUAUUCUAGAAGCUAGAGUGGAUGUUUAGGUUGGGCAUUUUAUAUGAAAGUUAUACUUAUCUUUUUGUUGUUGUUUAGGUUUGUUGGCUACCAUUUCUGGCUUCCUUUCUCUGGCUUUGGAUUAAGUCCAAGAGUUUAUUUGUAAGCCCAGCAGCAGAUUCUUUGAUAAUUUAGCUUUUACUGAAUCCUUUGCAAUGCAGUAAGCUGGUUCAUCAGUGAUUGAUUGCAUUCACUUCAUUGUGUGAGCUAGAAAUUUCAUUUUACAUGAGAUCUAUAGCAAAAGUAUCUGUAAACAAGGAAUGUGUUAGCUUAAACUGGAUCAUUCUGCUUUCUGGCAUCAUGUGUCUGUACUGUACUAAAAGUGUUUAUAUGUCUGAAAAUUAAAGGUAUAUAUUUUCAUA